Pungitius pungitius (ninespine stickleback) is the source of this 2071-nucleotide messenger RNA. RefSeq names its product transcription factor HES-2-like. Bases 765 to 1382 code for a protein of 205 amino acids. The transcript is spliced from 4 exons. Gene Ontology annotation, cellular component: nucleus. Gene Ontology annotation, molecular function: RNA polymerase II cis-regulatory region sequence-specific DNA binding; DNA-binding transcription factor activity, RNA polymerase II-specific; protein dimerization activity. Lineage: Eukaryota; Metazoa; Chordata; Actinopteri; Perciformes; Gasterosteidae. The record is from RefSeq and is a predicted model, not a curated record. Gene Ontology annotation, biological process: regulation of neurogenesis; regulation of transcription by RNA polymerase II; anterior/posterior pattern specification.
UUAAAAUGUAUUUAAUUUAAAAUACAUGUGGUAAUCAAACGUAGCCAAAUCACAGACAAUAAAAUACAAUACAAGUUCAGCAUGGAACUUCAUGAAUAUCAACAUGCAAAAAAAUCUCAACAACUUAAAUUAAGAAAACGUUUUGUGGAGAAAAUCGUGAUAUGAAAUAUGUUUUGCUUACUUAUCGGCUUGUAAACACAUAAGCACAACAUUAAAGUAAUGCUUUUUGCUUCAGCACAUUCAAAUAAUAAAUUAAAGGAAUAUAUUUGCUUCCCAGCCCGAUGAGCACUGCGUAAUUACGCACCAUCAAUGUGUAUGUUUUACGAAAAAUCUGUUCCAUCUACGAUAUGUGAAAUAUGAAAUGUAAUUGUGUAUUAGUACCAAUACCAAUAUUGAAAUUGUAUAGUUUGCCAAUUUGAUAUUUGGUUGAUGAUCAUUCGGUGCGUCCUAAGUUCUUUACGCACAGGUUUCUCCAGCUUGUUGACGUCGAUUUGUUCUAUUUGGUAUAUGUAACAUAACACAGAUACGCACCGCAGUUGUUAGGCGUGGAUUAGAGUAGAAGACAGAUGGUUAUCUUACUCAAUUUGAUGGUUUUGUGUUGUUUCCAUCGAAUACGUCCAAAUCGUUUGGCUUGGGGGCGUAUCCGUGACGCAAGUUAACAGACGCCACGGACCUGCAUAUAUACCACAGCUCUUGGCCGUUAGCGACACAUCUUCACCAACUUCUGUUGUGAACACUGCUCUGGCACAAAGACGACGCUGAAAAUGUCUCCAAACAUGACUUGUGAAGCUCUCCAGUCUUUUUCUCCGAGGCUAACUGUGGCCAAAAGAAAAGAAGCACUUGAGCUCAGAAAGACAAUGAAACCUUUAAUGGAAAAAAGAAGGCGCGCCCGUAUCAACGACAGUCUGAACCAUUUGAAAAACCUCAUUCUUCCCCUCACAGGCAGAGAUAAGACUCGCUACUCUAAGCUGGAGAAAGCCGAUAUCCUGGAAAUGACUGUGAGGUUCCUGGGAGACCUUCCCCCUAUUAACACGAAAAACUCCGCAGACAGUUACAAAGAGGGCUACAAAGCCUGCCUGCAGCGCGUCUCCACUCUGCUUCCCAAAACGAGUCUGGAUCAAGACGCUUGUCAGCGGGUGAACGAGUUCGUCCAGCAGUCCAUGUCCGCCACCGUCACCCCGACCUGCCUGAGCUGCUGUGCGCAGAGCUCCAGGACUCUCCCUCAGAUCCAACAGAGGCUCCUGAGCCUCAAAUCCAGCUUCAGCUCCAGGAUGGAGAGCCAGUCCGGCGGCGGCAGCAGCAGCGGCAGCGGCGCAGCGGCUCCGAGCCGCGCGCAGUCAGGAGCGCAGGCUGCCAGCGCAGCCAUGUGGAGACCGUGGUAGAUUUCUUAAACCCAAGCAGCCGGGUCUCCAAAAACCCUGUAAAACGACUCUAAAGAGCUCCGCAUGAGUUCAUCAUGUUGAUAUAGCAUCACUUGUAAAUAUGCACAGUGAUUCGCAGCCUCGCUACCAUUGAUGAAAAGAAUUCAUCGUUGAUUGGUAUUGGUUGAGUAUUAUAUACUUACGUUUUGCGCACGGGUCUAUUGUCCAGUAUAUGUUGACAAGUUUAGACAGUCGUAUUUUCUUAAAUCUGCAUGUAUGUAUACGGUAAAUAUUUAGUCCUCUUCGCGGACUAAGUGAUUAAGGGCCAUUAAAACAGCCCUGUAAGACCCAAAGGGUCAGUCUGUAUGAAUUUGCACCAAAGACUUGAGUUCUGAGUCUGUGCAGAUGAACUGUGUAGACACAUUAUGUGUCUUUGAAAGUAUCUCUGUCGAGAUGUGUUUUAUUUUGCUAUUUACAGCAAAUGUUGUAUAUAUGUUAUAUAAAUACAAAUAAAACUACGAUGUCGUGGUAAGAUACUGUGUUGUGUUUUGAUUACAACGUGCCAGUAUUUGCCAUAACAAAAGUCCUUUGUUCACGUGCGUUAGUUCAUCUUUAACGCAGUCAUAAGAGGUAGGGAUGCAUUGCUAAAUGGAAUCACCACGUUCUGAAUUUGGCGCACUUUGCACACAAAGAUAAAGUUAAUUUAGCAA